Molecule: messenger RNA, 3624 nt
Organism: Carassius auratus (goldfish)
Lineage: Eukaryota; Metazoa; Chordata; Actinopteri; Cypriniformes; Cyprinidae
Product: transmembrane protein 150A-like
Exons: 8
Coding region: 274-1158 (294 amino acids)
Biological process (GO): protein localization to plasma membrane
Cellular component (GO): plasma membrane
Source: RefSeq, a predicted model, not a curated record
CCUCCUCUGUUGAUGGAUGUGUUUACACCGGUUGAGAUGCAGCAGAUUCAGAAGCAGCAUCCGCUCAGGAGCCGCGGGGCCUGCGAUAUUGUUGGUUGUGGGGAAUCAGCCAGUCUCCAGAUGUAGUUUGAAGGAGCGUCACGUUGCCCCCACUGGUCCACAUUCCCCCCCUCCACUGCAUGGCUUCACUUGCUGGUGUCUCUCACAGCGUCUCCAUAUCCCCAGUCCUGCACACCCUCAUGUUGGGGUCUCAGGCCUCUCACAGACUGACCAAUGACUGCCUGGAUUGUUCUGCCUGUCAGCCUGUCCGCUUUCUCCAUCACAGGGAUAUGGAUUGUUUACGCCAUGGCAGUUAUGAACCACCAUGUCUGUCCUGUUGAGAACUGGUCAUACAAUUUGACAUGUACAGAGGAAACGGCUAAGAGGGGCUUCCCAAAAACCUGCUGUACUCUUCAAGACAUCCCCCUCAUCAGUAAAUGUGGAUGUUAUCCACCAGAGAGCUGUCUCUUCAGUUUGAUUGGCAAUGUUGGGGCUUUUAUGGUGGUUAUGGUGUGCAUGCUGCGUUAUGCUCAAGUGAUUGAACACAGCCAUCACUGCUGGACCAACACAAGUGCUUUGGUGUCUGGCUGCAUUAAUGCCCUGGGUUUGGUCAUGGUGGGCAACUUUCAGGUUGAUCAUGCUAAGACCCUUCAUUAUGUGGGAGCGGGUGUAGCUUUCCCUGCCGGCUUGCUGUUUGUGUGUCUGCAGUGCGUUUUGACGUACCGUAUAGCAGAGACAGCGCUGGACUACUGGAUGGCUCAUGUGCGUGUGGCUCUCUCAGCUGGAGCUCUGGUUUCCCUUGUCCUCAGUGGUAUCUUCUUCGUCCAUGAAAGUUAUGUAUUGCAGCAUGCCGCAGCCAUCUGUGAAUGGGUCUUCACUGUCUUGGUCCUGGUGUACUAUGGCACCUUCACCUAUGAGUUUGGCACUGUCAACAGCGAUACCAUGAUGGUGGCCUUAAUGAAGCGCAGUCAACACCACCAUCCAGGGUCAGCGGUCAUUAUGGGGGGUAUCGGGAAGGGUGUGGCAAUGGGAUGUGGUGCCCGCAGUCUCAAGUCCCCCGGAGGCAGCAGCACGUCCACACACCUCAACUGUACACAAGAAAGCAUCGCCAUUCUUUAGGGGUUAACCGCUACAAUAUUCUCUCAGACCUCAGCGCAUAGACUCUUUAUCUGGCUCACGGAUUUGUAAAAAAAAAAUGGAACAAUGAAUACGGAUUUACUUGUGAGGUUACAGUAAGUUUACAGACUUGCUGAUUAUAAUCUAACCGUAAUGGCCAGUUAGUCAUAACUAAGGUAUUUUGCAUGAUAUUUUGCGUUCAUAUGUAAGAUAAUUCAAAGUACAGCCACUAUAACCAGCACAGACAAGUCCUUCGCAUGAUUCAUGGGGCCUCUGACAGAAAUGUUUUAAUUUGACUAUGUGAAAACUGCAAUAACCCAUCUGUAAAGGCACAUUCACACUAACAGCAAGUAAAUUGUUUAGGGUCAACAAGUGGAUUGUUAGUUGCUGGAAGGAUUUUUGCCUCAGGAGUGCUGUAGGGAUGAUGUAUUACACUAUGUAGGCCUGGAAACUCGAAGUUAGCAUUGUAACACUUCUCGUUUUUGGUAAAAUGCCUGAAAUAAGAUACCUGGUGAACACAAGCUCAAGGUAUUUAACGUUUUAUGUUACAAAACAAAAUACAUCUGUAAUAUCCUCUUGUGAUAAUUUUUUUUUAAAGGGAUAGUUCACCCAAAAAUUAAAAUGCUGUCAUUAAUUACUCACCCUCAUGUCGUUCCUAACACGCAAGACCUUCGCUCAUCUUCAGAACACAAAUUAAGAUAUUUUUUGAUGAAAUCUGAGAGCUCUCUGACCCUCGUUUAGAUCAAAGCAAACAAUAUAAACAACGUAUCCAUGCAUCGCAGCUGACACAGAUCAGCAUACAUUGUGAUACUCUCUAAAAUGGCACCAGGGCGAUGCAAAGGAGAAGAAUUGUUGAAUAAAGUGGUUAUUUAUAGUUUUCUUUGCACACAAAAAGUAAUCUUGUAGCUUCGAAAAAUUAUGGUUGAACCACUGAUGUCACAUGGAUUAUUUUAAAGAUGUCUUUACUACGUUUCUGGACUUUGAUCGUGGUAGUGACCUUGCAGUCUAUGGAGGUUCAGAGAGCUCAUGGGAUGCAUCAGAAAUAUCUUAAUUUUUGUUCCGAAGAUAAACCAAGGUCUUACAGGUUUGGAACGACGUGAGGCUGAGUAAUAAACAUUUUUUUGGGUGAAGUAGCUUCAUUGUGUUUAUAAUCAUUCUCUUUCUCUUAUUUUUACUCAGACUUUCAGGGAUUUUUUUUAUUUUUAUUAUUAAAUAAAACUGAAAUAGAUUUUUUUUCUGAUUGCAGUAGGCUUUACAAUUCAUCAAAUUUAUAGUCAUUUGUAAAGAUUAUCAUGGUAAACAAAACGUUUAUCAAUUCUGAGCUUUGUUGCUCACUCAGCUUUUUUUAUUUAUUUUUAUUCAGUAAUUCAAAAAAUCCUAUUGGGUUUUUGUUGAGGAAACCAGGGGCAUGCUAACUUCCAGGCUGUCAUCACUGCAUUUCUCUAUUGGUAGUCGGUGCAUUGUAUCUCCACUCAAUUACAUAUAGUUGUAAAAAACAAAUAUGAUUUGUUGCAACACUCUGUCACUCAUGUUGCCCUAAAUCGCCAGCUCCUAUUGAAAAUCAGUGACUUUGGUCACUUUGCCACUGUGAAUCUCUUCCAGAACUGCCAGCAAUACCAAGACACUCGUCUAGUCAAAGAAGAUAAUUGGCUAAACCCAUCCAACCUUUAGUAACCCGUUAAAUCUGUAGAAACUGUGAUUACACAACAUGUCAAGAGCCGUUACUGUAGCAAUGAGGAUUUUACGUCAACUCCACCAGCCAUUGCUGCCAACAGUUGGGUUGCAGUGAGGUUGAGGUUUAGUCACUUUACUUUAGUCAAAUAGCGAUACUUUGUAUUCAUACCUGAGAUGCAGGUGGUCCGUAUUUAUGUAUUCAUUCCAGGUGCUCAUAGCUUAGUUUGAUCUGUGCCAUGGUAUUGGCAUGAUAUCAGGUGCUCUACAUACAAUGUGGAUGUGUUAAAUAGGAUUUAAGGGCAUCUCUUUGCAACCUUUUGAACAUUGUGGUGCUUUCGCCACUUUUGUCAAAAACUGCCUGUAUCGAUUAGUUGCAUCCCAGGUACCAUGCAAACAAACUCCUAUUAUUUUAGGAUCAAGGAACAAGAUUUUUUGUCAGUUAAUCUGUUGUUUUGUUCUGAGGUUUUUUUUUCUCACAUUUAUAAAUAUAAGGUGACAUUAAUAUGACUUUUCAGGAGAUUAAUCUUGCUCUUGAUCCCUGUUGUAAAAACUUUGGGAUUAAUAAAAAAAAAAGCAAAAAGCAAAAAAGCUGUCUGUACUGUAGGGGGUAAAAUUUAGUUCUUUUGUGUUUAUUUGCAAAAUUCUUGCAUUUCCCAAAGAAACUAUAAUAGGAGAAGAGAAGGGAAAAUUAUAUUUCAAAGCUUUUGCAAAUACAAAGUAUCUCUCAGGGGAACACAAAAGUUUUGCAAGUGAAUGUAUUGUUCACACAUAAAAGAUUUGCAUUUGCUUGGAAAA